CCGCCGCGGCUCCCCCAGCCAUCGAUCAUCCAUCGCAAACAGCAAGCAAGCGUCGUAGCCACCGAGCCAGCCAGCCAGCCGCCCCUCGCCUCGCCCCGAGAAAACCAGCGAGCCUAAACCUCUCGCAAUGGCCGCCGGUAAUGGCAUCGUGGUGGUGUUCGAUUUCGACAAGACCAUCAUCGACGUCGACAGCGACAACUGGGUGGUGGACAGCCUGGGCCUCACGGAGGAGUUCGAACGCCUGCUCCCCACCAUGCCGUGGAACACCCUCAUGGACACCAUGAUGGGGGAGCUCCACGCGCGCGGGAGGACCCUGGGCGACUUCGCCGCGGCGCUGCUCGCGGCGCCCAUCGACCCGCGCGUGCCGGCCGCCAUCCGCGCUGCCGCCGCGCUCGGGUGCGACCUGCGCGUCCUCAGCGACGCCAACGCCUUCUUCAUCGAGACCGUGCUGGAGCACCACGGCCUCCGCGGCUGCUUCACCGAGGUCAACACCAACCCGAGCCGCGUCGACGCCGGCGGCCGCCUCCGCAUCGAGCCCUACCACGACUUCCUCCGCGGGGCGCCGCACGGGUGCGGCGUCGGCACCUGCCCGCCCAACAUGUGCAAGGGCCAGGUGCUGGACCGCAUCCUCCGCGAGGCCGCCGCCGGGGGCAGGAAGCCGCGCGUCAUCUACCUGGGCGACGGCCGCGGCGACUACUGCCCGGCGCUGCGGCUGGCGCGGGAGGACUUCGUGAUGCCGCGCCGCGGGUACCCCGUGUGGGACCUCAUCUGCGAGGACCCCGCGCGUGUGCAGGCCGAGGUGCACCCCUGGGCCGACGGCGCCGAGAUGGAGGCCACGCUGCUGGCGCUCGUCAGGAGGGCGCUCGUCGAGGACGCCGCCGCCGCCGCGCUGCUGCCGCUCGACUGCAAGCUCGAGUCCAGCAUACCCGCCGCCGCGCAGGACGGCGGCAUGCCCAUCAUGCCGCUCGGCGUCAAGAACUGACUCGACCAUUCCAGACCGGCCGGAAGAGAUUGCCGGUUCGGGUUCGUUCGUGGCGAUCGCGAGCUCGAUCGAACAACUGCGAGGCACGGCCGAUUAAUUACUAGUAGUGUCUAGCUGGAGUACUUAUUGACUAUAAUUUUUGUGCGUGGCGUAUCCCUGAUCGAGCCUGUCACCGCUGAAUUGGCGGCGGCUCACUGUAUCUUUCCUACCAACAAAGAUAAAAUUAAUGGAUGGAAUUCCACGACGACAAGCGAAA
Messenger RNA from Panicum virgatum (switchgrass), 1238 nucleotides. RefSeq names its product inorganic pyrophosphatase 1-like. The coding region runs from base 128 to 982 and encodes 284 amino acids. The transcript has a single exon. The record is from RefSeq and is a predicted model, not a curated record. Gene Ontology annotation, molecular function: phosphatase activity. Lineage: Eukaryota; Viridiplantae; Streptophyta; Magnoliopsida; Poales; Poaceae.